AUGGUUCAGAAGAUAAUGUCUAUAUACUGUAUUCAUGUAUACUGUUUUUAUCUAUUAACUUCUGUUGUCAUUUUAUUUUCAGUUAGGCUUUUACUUAGCUUUCCCCAAACCAAAACUUAUUUCACCCGCUUUGACCAGACUCCUGGCUCUACUGAUCUCAACACACAUGGUGGAAAGAUUAUAAAUGCUCUUGCAAGUGCAGCAAAUCACCUGGAUGACAUUGCUGGCAACCUGUCCUCCCUAAGUGACCUGCAUGCCAUCAACCUACAUAAUAGGUUUGGAAUACCUCUGCUGUCUCGCACAAUCCAGGUGGUCUUGGCUACUCACUUCCCUGGUGAUUUCACUGCUGAUGUUAAAGUUGCCUGGGACAAAUUCCUUGCUCUAGACUCUGCAGUCCUCACCUCCAAGUACAGAUAAAUCCACCCUGCAUAACAGGCUACAUCAGUAAUUAAAGCAAG
Messenger RNA from Rana temporaria (common frog), 458 nucleotides. Its product is annotated as hemoglobin subunit alpha-3-like. Gene Ontology annotation, cellular component: haptoglobin-hemoglobin complex; blood microparticle; hemoglobin complex. The record is from RefSeq and is a predicted model, not a curated record. The transcript has 4 exons. Gene Ontology annotation, molecular function: organic acid binding; oxygen carrier activity; peroxidase activity. Gene Ontology annotation, biological process: hydrogen peroxide catabolic process; oxygen transport. The coding region runs from base 1 to 417 and encodes 138 amino acids. Lineage: Eukaryota; Metazoa; Chordata; Amphibia; Anura; Ranidae.